This is a messenger RNA of Cyphomyrmex costatus, 942 nucleotides long. Its product is annotated as ankyrin repeat domain-containing protein 16. The coding region runs from base 1 to 942 and encodes 313 amino acids. NCBI's taxonomy places the organism in Eukaryota, Metazoa, Arthropoda, Insecta, Hymenoptera, Formicidae. Gene Ontology annotation, molecular function: protein binding; RNA binding; RNA nuclease activity. The transcript has 3 exons. The record is from RefSeq and is a predicted model, not a curated record. Gene Ontology annotation, biological process: RNA processing.
AUGUUGCAAUCGGAGAUUCCUGGUGCGUCGCGCGAUUUUCUGCGUGCCUGUCACAGUGGAGACAUACAUAAAGUGAAAACUCUAGUUGAGAAACACGGAAUUCGCGAUUGGAGCGACUUUCGUUACGUGGCAUCCGGCGAUACUGCGUUGCACGUGGCCGCACGAGAGGGGUAUAUGAAUAUUGUGAGAUAUCUGUGCGAAGAAUUCAACAUGCCAGCAUUUAUGGUCGAUGUCACCAACAAAGACAUGAAAAGGCCAUUGCAUGAAGCUGCACAAUUUGCACAAGAAGAUAUUCUGAAGUAUUUACUGGGAAAGGGUGCAUUGGUAGAUGCUUUAAAGCGUGGCGACUGGACGCCUCUGAUGCUUGCAUGCACCAAAAGUGGUCCCGCAGCGCAACAAUGUAUCAGUGCCCUUUUAGCUGCUAAUGCUAACGCAUAUUUGCGCAAUAAAGAUGGCUGGACGCCAUUGCUCAUCGCUUGCCGAACUGGUGAUGAAAAUGUGAUCAAUAUGUUGUUAAAGCAUUUGCCGAAAUGUAUCGAUGAUCGAAGUAACAAUGGUCGUAGCGCGCUACACAUUGCUGCAUUUCACGGCCAUGAGAGAGUGAUUAACUUGCUUGUCGCAUCAAACGUAAAUCUUUUGAAUGCACAAGACUCUUCAGGUUCCUCGCCGCUUCAUGAAGCAAUGAAGCAUCGAAACCUGGAUGCGGUGAAGUGCAUCAUGUACUUGGGCGCUAACGUCAAUCUGAUAGACAACGUCGGUCAAACUAUUCUGCACAUUGCUGCAUUAACUGGCAAUGCGGAGGCUGUUGAGUACAUUUUGGAGCAUAAUCUAAUUGAUGUGAAUUACAGAGCUUCUUUUGGAAUCACACCGCUGAUAAUAGCUCGGAGAAGUAAUCAUAGCGAUGUUAUUGAAAUUCUUAUUAGAUAUGGCGCCAAAGAAUAA